CACAAUCCCAUGUCGCGUGGUAAUUCGUAAUUAGCGUGAACCAAACCAUCUUUCUCAAGUUGCUGGAUGGGAUUAAAAAGAGUUCCUUGGGGUGUACAAGAAGGAGAGCAUCCUUAAGAGAGCUAUGUUCUCUUAAUUAAGAGUUGCUGGUGAAGUAGCUUGAUUGGAGAUGGAAGGGAACCUCCCUCCGGGCUUUAGAUUCCAUCCAACGGAUGAAGAGCUCAUCAUUUGCUAUCUGAGCCGCAAGGUCUCAGAUUUUAGGUUUUUCACCAAAGCCAUAGCUGAGGUUGAUCUCAAGAAGUGUGAGCCAUGGGAGCUCCCAGAAAUAAUUACAGGGAAGGCCAAUUUCAUGGGAGAGAAGGAAUGGUAUUUCUUCAGCUUGAGAGAUCGUAAAUAUCCGACGGGCCUCCGGACCAACAGAGCCACUGAUGCAGGCUACUGGAAAACCACAGGGAAAGACAGGGAGAUCUUCCAUUCGGGCAUCCUGGUUGGCAUGAAGAAAACACUGGUAUUUUAUAAAGGAAGAGCUCCAAAUGGUGAGAAGACUGGUUGGGCGAUGCAUGAGUAUCGACUCCACACCAAAUUCCCUUACAAAUCCACAAAGGAAGAAUGGGUUGUGUGCAGGGUCUUUAGAAGGGUCUCCAGUGGCAAAAAACUACAAGAGGGCACUUCAUCCAUGCCACAGUCAUUUGGAUCUCCAUGCAAUACUACUUCAGGGACAGAGCUUGGUGAACCCAAUACAUCCAUCUUAGAUAAUCUCAUCAAUCCUUCUAGCACCCUUGAUCCGGUGUUGAUUAAUAACGACAACGACAACAAUAGCAAUUGGGGUUUUGCUAAAGAAACCACGAACCAGAUUAUGCAGUGUGCAUGGCCUUCAGGCUUGUUAAGUUCCAGCUUCUCAGCAGAUCCAGGGAUCUUGAAGGCAUUGCAGCUUAACAAUAAACAAUCAAGAGAAGCCACAGAUGUGACCACUUCAAACCAUUUUAUAGCACAAGGAGACACCGUCUUUGGAGAUGAAUCGAGCUUGAGUUUCCCAGCUUCUUCGUCUAGAGGCAUGGAUUCUAUGCAGCAACAACAGCUGUUCGAUCAGAAUUCUAUUUGGAAAGGCUACUGAAAGAGGAAUGGGCACUUCCUUAUAUAUAUGCAUAUAUAUUUAUAGAAGAAACCUUAUUAAUAAAGCAAUUGAAUUGAAUUAUUUUCCCCUUCA
Phoenix dactylifera (date palm) is the source of this 1207-nucleotide messenger RNA. Its product is annotated as NAC domain-containing protein 92-like. NCBI's taxonomy places the organism in Eukaryota, Viridiplantae, Streptophyta, Magnoliopsida, Arecales, Arecaceae. Gene Ontology annotation, biological process: regulation of DNA-templated transcription. The record is from RefSeq and is a predicted model, not a curated record. Gene Ontology annotation, molecular function: DNA binding.